UGCUAAAUAUGAUUUUUUUCCUUUCAACGAUGAGGUUUGUAGGCGUCUGCUCUAAUGUGACAGUGCACUGCUGUUGUUCUGAAGCUCGCAGUCAAGUGCCCGCUUAUUGGCUGGCUGUGAGGUGAAAGGUUGUUGCUGUCGUCAAAUCUGCUCUGAGGACUGGACUCUGGAGGCAGAGCAGGAAAAGGUACUGAUGAGAGGAAAUGGGAAGCAGUCGCAGGCAGGGCUAGCAGACGGUGCAAUGGCAGGAUGCUGAUUUGCCACAGCAGGUUUCAUCUUUGGAACCUCCCAGAGCCUAUACAUACCUAGCCCAAAGCUAUAGCCUACGUUAUGACGACAACCAUUUUUUCGACUGACGACGACCUUCGCGUGCGGCAGACAAGACAGCAAAACGCCUGGAUGAAAGUACACCUAUUUUAAUCACAGAAAUGGCAUGUAAAUAGUGCCUUUGGUGCAUUUGGACGAACCUUGGAUGCGCGCGGAUUAGUAAUUUACCGGUGUUACAGCUUCAGAAUUUUGCCUGAAAAGACGCGUCUCUUACCUCAUUUGCAAGGAUAUGUCGGCGCAGUCCCAUCAUCAAUAACCAAUGUGGGAUAGUCUACAGGGAAUAAUAAUUUUGACACCACAUUUUGGCCUGUGUUGAAUUGAUUCAUUAUAUUCAGCAGACGAUAGGCAUAAACAAUGGCGGGCCCAGAGCAGUCCAAGCAGCAGCAGGUAGAGGAGAAAGCUGAGCACAUAGACGACGCUGAGCUCGCUCUUCAAGGUAUCAACAUGCUUCUCAACAACGGAUUCAAGGAGAGCGACGAGCUUUUCAGAAAAUACAGGACUCACAGUCCACUGAUGAGCUUUGGGGCCAGUUUUGUCAGCUUCCUGAAUGCCAUGAUGACCUUUGAGGAGGAGAAGAUGCAGACGGCGUGUGACGACCUGAGGACCACAGAGAAGCUGUGUGAGAGUGACAACGUUGGCGUCAUAGAGACAAUCAGGAACAAGAUCAAGAAGAGUUUGGAGUCCCAGAGUUCAGGGGUCGUGGUUGUGGACCGCCUGCAGCGACAGAUCAUUGUGGCCGACUGCCAGGUCUACCUCGCUGUGCUCUCCUUCAUCAAGCAGGAGCUCUCAUCAUACAUCAAAGGAGGCUGGAUCCUCCGUAAGGCCUGGAAGAUGUACAAUAAGUGCCACAGUGACAUCAGUCAGCUGCAGGAGACCUGUGUGAGGCGCUGUUCCUCCCAUGAGGAGGAUCUAUCCUCAGACCAGGCCAACCACAACACCCCAGUGGAGGGUGCUGUGACUGCAGAGGCCCUGGACCGACUCAAGGGCUCCGUCAGCUUCGGCUACGGCCUCUUCCAUCUCUGCAUCUCCAUGGUACCACCACACCUGCUCAAGAUCAUCAACCUGCUGGGUUUCCCUGGCGACCGUCUCCAGGGUCUGUCCUCCCUCAUGUAUGCCAGUGAGAGUAAGGACAUGAAGGCCCCGCUAGCUACAUUGGCCCUCCUGUGGUACCACACAGUAGUGCUGCCUUUCUUUGCUCUGGAUGGUUCUGACACUCAGGCAGGCCUGGAGGAGGCCAAGGCCAUUCUCCAGAGGAAGGCUGUGGUCUACCCCAAUUCCUCCCUCUUCAUGUUCUUUAAAGGACGGGUUCAGAGAUUAGAGUGCCAAAUUAACAGUGCUCUGGUGUCCUUCCAUGAUGCACUAGAGCUGGCAUCAGACCAAAGAGAGAUCCAGCACGUGUGUCUCUAUGAAAUUGGCUGGUGCAGUAUGAUCGAGAUGAACUUUGAGGAUGCGUUUAGGUCAUUUGAGAGGCUGAAGAAUGAGUCCCGAUGGUCACAGUGUUACUAUGCCUACCUGACUGGAGUAUGUCAGGGAGCUGCAGGGGACUUAGAUGGUGCCAAGGAUGUCUUCAAAGAUGUCCAGAAACUGUUCAAGAGGAAGAACAACCAGAUUGAGCAGUUUGCCCUCAAGCGGGCAGAGAGACUGAGGAAGAUGUCUCCCACCAGAGAGCUGUGCAUUCUGGGGGUCAUAGAGGUGCUGUACCUGUGGAAGGCUCUGCCCAACUGCUCCUCCUCCAAACUGCAGCUCAUGAAUCAGUUGUUACAGAGUGUGGAUGACACAUCGUGCAGAGGUCUGAAAAACCUCCUUCUCGGUUCCAUCCACAAAUGUCAUGGAAAUAAUAAAGAUGCCAUCCAGUCGUUCCAGCUGGCUGCCAGAGAUGAGUUUGGUCGACAAACCAACUCUUAUGUGCAGCCAUACUCCUGCUAUGAGCUUGGAUGUGUCCUGCUUGCCCAGCCAGAGACGGUGGGAAAAGGGAGAGCAUUUCUGCUUCAGGCAAAGGAGGAUUAUGCAGGCUAUGACUUUGAGAACAGACUUCACGUGCGCAUCCACUCAGCCAUGGCCACGCUGAAGGAAGUGGUACCCCAAUGACCCCGCCCACCACUGGACGAAUAAUGAUGAGGCAACGACUCCGUCUCCAGCUGUGCACUUGAUGAUAUAGGAAGCAUGGCUAUUUUCUAUUCAAAACCACAGUAUGACUCAUCAGACAAAAUAGUUUCCCCCCCUUUUUCUGAUAGAUGUUUUACACAUCCAAAUACAAUAAACCAACAAUUUCAUAGUCAAUAGCAUUUUCUUCUUAAUCUAGUGGAGGGUUUUAGCCCUGCAAACCUUCCUUCCAUUCUUUGGACCAUACAUAAUGAUACAUAGGAUACUUCUUGAAGAGGCACACCUUAUUCUCAUUGUCAGGUUUUCUUGACUACAGGUAGUAACAGUACAGUUAAACAGUAAGUAAACUUGUCUUUUGUGUUCUUGUCAUGUUCUUGGGAAGACAUGUACAAGAGAUGUUCGAUUACAACCCAUAAUCGUGAUCAAAUGGUUAUUCCCCAAUUGUUUGUGUUUGCCUCAUGUGACAAGGCAAGACAAAGGUUCUUGAUUGUAUUAGUUGUCGCUGUUGUAGUACCCUCUUAUUGACCAAUAUCCAUACAAUUAUCGCCUCUGGUUUUUCAGAAAUGUGUCCUAGAUUAAAUGGCCCUACUUUGCUUGUCAUGAUGCCAACAAACAAAUCAUUUUUUCUGCAAUAAGAAAGUAUUAGUGAAGUUUUAUGGUGACAACAACCCCCUAAAUGAUGGGACAAGUACUUAAUGGCCUGCUACCUUGUAGUAUUGUAUUACGCAGCGUGCCAUACAGAGUGUACUAUGCCAUGCAGUGAAACCUUGUAAUAUUAGUGUCAGGUACCUUGAAUUCUGAAUAUUAUGAAAUUGCUUUUACAUUCUGACAUUCACAUAUUAGCUUACAAAUAACAUGCACUUCUAAAAUGUUUUGUAACAUUUUUGCACAAUGCAAUAUCCAAACAAUGUUAUAGAUAAUUUAUUUUAGUUUACAAGCAGUGGGCAUUGAUCUGCACACUAUGCAUGCAAUGGCAGGGCUAUUAUUAGUGACCCAAGGACCUGAAAGAUCCUUUUCUACAGCUGUGUACUAUGAAUCGGAACAUUUUUUUCCUGAGAUACUUUGGAUGACAACAGAACACAUUUAUAUUAAUAUUUACUCUGGUUUUUAACUAAAUCCAACAAGGUCCUUAUUAACUACAGGCAUUGUAAUAAUCAUGGUAGGUUUUAGGUUACUGUACAAACUGGACAUUAAAGCUUAAUAUUCUGUCAUUUUAGUUUGAUCGGGCUUUUCUAUCAGGCCACACUGAUGAUGAGUGAAACAUUCAAGACAGUCACAAACUAAAUUGAAAGUGCAGGGUAUUGUAUCACUGUUUUUAUAAUCACUCUGAGGUAUGGUCUCUAAGCAAUAAAAAGCAAGCAAGAAGAGUGCUCAUUUUAAAAUGGAAGUUUGAUUAGCUGUCACAAACUUCGUUUACAUUUUUUUGGGUCCCACUUCAAAUGAAUAACAAAUGCUUAACUACUUGUGCAAGCACUACAUAGCACAAAUCUUUCAUUAGCAAAUUCAUACUACAUGAAGGUUGAUAUAAACGGUCUUUAAUUCAUACUACAUGAAGUGUGAUUUAAAACAGUAUUUAAUUCACAUUACAUUCAUUUUGUUAUUUUACCUUUAUUUAACUAGGCAAGUAAGUUAAGAACAAAUUCUUAUUUACAAUGACGGCCAAUCCCGGACGAUGCUGGGCCAAUUGUGCGCCGCCCAAUGGGACUCCCCAAUCAUGUGAAGGGUGAUUUAAAUGUUAUUUAAUUCAUACUGAAGGGUGAUAUAAACAGUCUUUACAUCUUGUGCAUGCUAAAUUAAGAAUAACUCUUUUCCACCCUUCAUAUAAAAUGGCAUAUUCUCAUGAAAGAGUUCUGAAGAAUCUACAUAGAUAGUCCUUAGGGUAAAUGGCUUGUGAAAGCUUCAAUAUGCUGUUUCAUUUAAAGUGGGACUCUUUUUUCAUGUUCAAGGAUGGGUUUGAACACCUUUUUUUUUUACAUCUACACUGAAGUCCGUCAGUGACCUCCCAUCUUCUCCUGUGAUUGUGUAAAGGGAUGUAAGAUUUGGUGUGAUGUAAAAGUGUUGACUACUGAGUGUGGCCAUAAAGUGCUGGUAUAAAGUAAGUCCACAGCUGUAAGAGCAAAGUAUCUUAUAAUGACAUGUAAUGAUAGGAGUUAAAUGUCAUUAUAUGUAUACCAACAAGAUAAAUGGGACAUUUCUGUCUUAGAAAUGUGCUCUAUCCACUUUGUUGUGGGGUUGUAGAGGAUGAUGUGGAGAUAGUUCAAUUGUAACAGGGUGGUCCUGUGUGGUGUCUAAAGAGAUCUACAAACUGUUCAAUAAAGGACUGUCAAUUAA
Messenger RNA from Oncorhynchus kisutch (coho salmon), 4761 nucleotides. Its product is annotated as tetratricopeptide repeat protein 39C. The record is from RefSeq and is a predicted model, not a curated record. The coding region runs from base 682 to 2415 and encodes 577 amino acids. NCBI's taxonomy places the organism in Eukaryota, Metazoa, Chordata, Actinopteri, Salmoniformes, Salmonidae. Gene Ontology annotation, molecular function: protein binding. The transcript is spliced from 14 exons. Gene Ontology annotation, biological process: cilium assembly; otolith morphogenesis.